Molecule: messenger RNA, 3369 nt
Organism: Zalophus californianus (California sea lion)
Lineage: Eukaryota; Metazoa; Chordata; Mammalia; Carnivora; Otariidae
Gene: FKRP
Product: fukutin related protein
Exons: 3
Coding region: 664-2151 (495 amino acids)
Biological process (GO): protein O-linked glycosylation via mannose
Cellular component (GO): Golgi apparatus
Source: RefSeq, a predicted model, not a curated record
GUUUAUCCUCUGUUGAUGGACCUUAAAUGCACAACAUACGUUAUCUAUAAAAUCAGAAAUACUUAUGAUCGUAACUUCCAUUUUCAUUUAAAUAUUUUAUGCUUUCUUACAUUCCAAAGAUCACGGUGCUUCGAGCAGAGCCACGGUGCUUCGAGCAGAGUUACACAAUCAAGUAACUCCACUUGCGUGUGAGUGUGCACAGUUCUCUGCAGCCUCUUGCGCAAACUAGCCUCCUCUGUCAGCCUGGAAGUUUCUGAAGGGCAGAAACCACACUGCCUGCUUCUCGGAAUCCCCCAUCUGACAAAGUCCUGCUUAUUGUCAGAUGGCAUCUACGCCACCUCCCUGCUCCGAUCUCUGGGUACCUCCCGGCAGGACCUCAGGAGGGGCUGCCUGUUCUACCAUCCCCCCCAUGCCCUCACUGAGCACGGUGACAUCACAGCAGGUCCUAUGCCCCGAGCAGCUGUACUCCGCGAUUUGGAGAAAAGGUAUGCAGGGUUCCUCACAGAAGUCUGACACGGGCCAGGCCUUCAAGGAUCUCACAAGAGAAGUCACACCUCUGUUAAGCGCAGUGCAGCUGAGCUGGGCUGGAACCGCCCACCCGGAGGUCCUGCAGCACCCGAGGAGGAUGCCCUGGAAGCCCAGCUAGGGCCCGACUUUGGCCCCAUGCGUCUCACCCGCUGCCAGGCUGCCCUGGCAGCCGCCAUCACACUCAACCUCCUGGUCCUCUUCUAUGUCUCAUGGCUGCAGCACCAGCCCAGGAACUCCCGGGCCCGGGGUCCCCGCCGUGGAGGGGCUGCCGGCCCCCGCGUCACCGUCCUGGUGCGGGAGUUCGAGGCCUUUGACAACGCGGUGCCUGAGCUGGUGGACUCCUUCUUGCAACAGGACGCAGCGCAGCCCGUGGUGGUGGCCGCCGACACGCUCCCCUACCCGCCCCUGGCCCUGCCCCGCAUUCCCAACGUUCGCCUGGCGCUGCUCCAGCCUGCCCUGGACCGGACCGCCGCGGCCUCGCGCCCCGAGACCUAUGUGGCCACCGAAUUCGUGGCCCUGGUGCCCGACGGGGCGAGGGCCGAGGCACCGGGCCAGCUGGAGCGCAUGGUGGAGGUGCUCCGGGCGGGAGGGGCACGCCUGGUGGCCGCCCCCGUCGCCUCGGCCAACCCUGCCCGGUGCCUGGCCCUGAACGUCAGCCUGCGGGAGUGGACGGCCCGCUACGGCCCCGCGCCCUCCGCGCCCCGCUGCGACGCCCUGGACGGAGACGCCGUGGUGCUCCUGCGCGCCCGCGACCUCUUCAACCUGUCGGCGCCCCUGGCCCGGCCGGUGGGCACCGGCCUCUUCCUGCAGACGGCCCUGCGCGGCUGGGCGGUGCAGCUGCUGGACCUCCAGUUCGGCGCUGCGCGCCAGCCCCCCCUGGCCACGGCCCACGCGCGCUGGAAGGCGGAGCGCGAGGGGCGCACGCGGCGGGCGGCGCUGCUGCGCUCGCUGGGCAUCCGCCUGGUGAGCGGGGAGGGUGGGCGCCUCGAGUGGUUCGGUUGCAGCAAGGAGACCCCGCGCUGCUUCGGGACGGUGGUGGGCGACACGCCGGCCUACCUCUACGAGGAGCGCUGGACGCCCCCGUGCUGCCUGCGCGCGCUGCGCGAGACCGCCCGCUACGUGGUGGGCGUGCUGGAGGCGGCGGGCGUGCGCUACUGGCUGGAGGGCGGCUCGCUGCUCGGGGCCGCCCGCCACGGGGACAUCAUCCCGUGGGACUACGACGUGGACCUGGGCAUCUACCUGGAGGACGUGGGCAACUGCGAGCAGCUGCGGGGGGCCGAGGCGGGCUCGGUGGUGGACGAGCGCGGCUUCGUGUGGGAGAAGGCCGUAGAGGGCGACUUCUUCCGCGUGCAGUACAGCGAGAGCAACCACCUGCACGUGGACCUGUGGCCUUUCUACCCCCGCAACGGAGUCAUGACCAAGGACACGUGGCUGGACCACCGGCAGGAUGUCGAAUUCCCCGAACACUUCCUGCAGCCUCUCGUGCCCCUGUCCUUCGCUGGCUUCGUGGCGCAGGCGCCUAACAACUACCGUCGCUUCCUGGAGCUCAAGUUCGGCCCUGGGGUCAUCGAGAACCCCGAGUACCCCAACCCGGCACUCCUGAGUUUGGCGGGAAGCAGCUGAAGCUCCAGCGCCCGCUCCUGGGGUCUGAAGAACACUCAUGCGCGGGGAGCUGCCCUUUGCUUUGGCGCCGCUGGCAUUUGGUGGGCGGGCCGGGGACGGGCCUGGACUUCGAAGACCUGCCCUGCCCAAGAUUUCCAAGAGCUUGGGUUUUAUUUAGAGCACGGACAGUUUUAUAAAGAGGAAAAAGUGUACGUUCUGCGGCUGGACUACCGCGAUUAAAACCCCGGCUCUACCUCUUACUAGUGGGGCCGGCCUGGGAGAGUGUCCCAGUUUCUGGGUGCGCAUCACUUUCCUCCAGGAUUCAGUGAGUGCCCUCGCAGUGUCUCGCUCGCAAAGAGCCCGCAGGACACUUGGUUGCUGGGGUUGCUUCCGCCACUAGAGGGCGCCUUUGUCCUGCUCUGGGGCCAAGGCCCGAGCAAGCCCGGAACUCCCCGUUCCCGUUAGAGAGCCUUUGGUCUCUCUAAUCCCCCGUACCUAGAGGGACAAGAUGACUAUCUCCCUUCUUCCAGAAUGCGACCUCCUUGCUUCCUGGGAGAGCCCUGUGAGAUGCAUGCUGCUCUUAACCCCAUCUUACAGAGGAGGAAACAGGCUCAGCCCUGAGCUGCAGCUGUGGUUAGGAACCGAGCUCUGGAUGCCAGACUCACUCCACGUUAACUGCGUUACCUCAUUGUAAUGCUCCGCACCUGUUGGCCCACUUGCACGGCGGGAUAAACAGCAACCCUAGCUCACAUUACUCAGCACGUACCGUGUGCCCGGCGUCCCUCUCGGUGUUGGACACGGGUUAACUGAUCAAUCUCUCACCUCAACCCUCUGAGGCGGGAGGGAGCUGCUAUCAUUUCUAUUUUACAAGUGAGCACACUGAGGCGGGAAUGGUAAAGUCACUUGCCCAUGGUCAGACGGCUUAGGAAGUGACAGAGCAGGGACUCGAACCCAGACAGUCAGGCUGGAGCCCACACUGGAGUUGGGUACUCUGCCCCGCUCUAGUAACGCAACAUGAGAGGGAGGGCCCCGGGAGGCCGCAGCACUUAGCAGGUGAAGCCAUGGCGGCCUUCCUUUUGUGAUCAUGCACCCGAGAGUAAAUGGUGUUUGGGCAAGUAUCCUGAAUAUGUGUAUUUAUUUAUAAGUUAUAUACAGGUACUACUAUCAUUCUGUAUAUUAGUGAUGAGGCUUAAAUUAUCCCAUUUUAAAAUUUAAAAUAAACCUAGAGGUUUUUGUCUA